UGGGAGGAUAUAUGAAAUAGGGCUGUGUGACGUAAAAUUGUUCUUCGAUUGCUUUGCUUUCAGUACUAUUGCAAGUUCUGAUUAUAAUAUUUUGCAGUGAAUGUUGUGUAGAAAUGGAAUAUUAGUGCUAUAUAAAGAUUGUGUUUUAUGCAACCGAAGCAAAACAAACAAACAAAAAAACACAAGAAAAUUCUGUAAUGUGCAAUUGCGCUAAACUUUCGUGUUGUAAGGUGUUUCCUCUUGAAGUACUUUGGAAAUGUGAUUGGAAAUGGUUAUUUGGAUGCAAACGACGAAUAAAUUGGAUGUACCAUCACAUCACAGUGAUCAUAUAAUAUAAAUUGAACAUGCAGUUUCGCACGUUUCAUAUCUAUACUUUGAAGCUUUGCGAAUAUGUAGUAAUAUUUUCAUUACUAUGCUGUGUAUCUUUUCCCUUUUAAACGUUUAUUAUUGCAAAUUAUUGCACGCUGCUAAAUAAGUGCAUGAAAAGUCAUCCACGCUUCACUGUUUGUGCGAAAGAAAAGCAUUCCAAUUACAUUCAAAUGAUAAAGUAUAGUUGGAAAAAGAAAAAAAAUGUACUCAAGGUAGCAGCAGUAUAUCGAUGAAUUUAGCGUAAAAUUGAAGAAAAAAAAUCGAUUCGCUACCACACAGAAACUAACACUUGCUGUGCAAUGCGAAGACAGGAGAGGAAAAAAAAUCGAUGAAAACAUUUUGCUGCUUACAAAAAAAAAACACACAGUGAAAGAGUGACAGAGCAAGUGGUAACUGACUGUUGAGAGUAAACUGAGAGAAAAUAAUGACACAACGCACAUAUCCACACGUUCACUCUUUACAUUAAUACACCGAGAAGCAUUCCUAGUAGUGAACAUAUCGAGCACGAUUAGAACGCAGUGCGUAUAGAGAAAAGGCUACUACUGUAAGAAAAGGUAAAAGGAUAGGUGAUAUAUAUUAAAAAAAAGAAGAAACGAACAAACCACGGUUGUGCCCAUAUUGGGUCAACCGGUCAAAGAGGUUUAAAAGUCGUUGGACUGCGCAACGGAAGGUUCUUGAGAGACAAACAAAAUUAAACGUGUAUUAUGAACAAACGACACAACAUGGGACGUAAGCGGAUUAGCUUGAUAUCGUUAAUAGGUAUCCUAAGUCUGACGUUUGCAGUUGAAGUUCACUUCGAAACCCCCGACAGUGGAUUUUUUCUGAAGCAUUCUCCGCGACAAAGUGCACUGGCAUCAGUCGUGUCGGGUGCAACUUCUAGCGCUGGCAAGGUACGAUCAACUAAUGGCGAUUCCUUGCUUUCGGUCGAUCGAUUUACAGUAGUACAAACUAGUCAACCCGUGUCCGUGCGUGCUAGCUAUGGGCCUUUUUCUACGAAACAAACAGUACCAGCACGAUACAUCGUACCCGAUGUUAUAGAAAGUACGAAUUCAGACGGUAACACCCCACAAAAUACCACCGUCGCAUUGAUGGACUUACAACAGCAAGCAAAUCUUCAUCUGGACAUAUCAGCUCACGUUGUUCGGAGCACUGUGGCCCGCGAUUCACCGGUGCUUCGUGUUUUGUUUCAUGCUGGUGCCGACCCUGGUGGUCAUUUACAGCGACAAAAAAUAUGCGUGCUUCUUCACGCUUCCAUGGGUAACCGGAUCCCUCUUAAAGGUAGAUGUAUGCCGGAAGGAGAAGAUGGAGUGUGUGUCGCGGAAGUAGUAAUACCAUCCAACUGGUGGCCUGCACUACCACCUCCAGAAAGAGAUGGCCGUGUAUCCAGCACUCCACCGAAAAGCCCACAGAGAUUAGUGCAAGUGUCUUACAGCGUGUUCGAACCUCCUGCUAGAAGUCCUGAGCUAUGUGAGCCGAAAGUGCAGAUUCAACCGUUAACAUCAUUCGCAAAAAUACCCUUAACUCAAUCACAAUUGCCCUACAAAGAACUACGCGCUGAUAAUACACUUACGAUGAUGGUACCACAAAUACCAUUGUAUCCUCUUUCAAAAAUACACGUUCCAGUUUUUCUACAUCCAGAAAAUGGACAAAAUAUUGCAGUAUUCAUAGUAAGAGCUCGUGUGAAAGCCGGCAUGCGCAUCCUUGGCGCUGUGGCAUCAUCAGAUGAGUGGAACGUUUCGGUAGAGAAAGAAAAUACAAAGCACACCGUGGCUCGAGUAACUGCUUUUCGUAAAGACCAGGAUCCUGACAGUCCUACCGGAGGAGUGCGUUUUGAUGAUGUAUCUACAAAUGACGGCGUUGUGGAAGUUUUUUCUUGGUUGCUUGAAGUUUCUAAUGAUACCAAGGAAUAUUGGGAUGGUGGAAGAAUAAUUUGGUCUGUUAGUUAUGUUCAUGAUGGCCCAAAAAUGAAGCUAGAUUUAUCGACCGAAUCUUCACUGAUCAGCAGCACCGGACUGCAAGAAGAAGGUCGGAAGAAAAUAGUGGCAAAACUCGAAAUACAAAAGGAUGACAUUCAAGCUGUAUUACCUAUUGCAAAGAAUUGGGAACUUAUGAAUACCGCCGUUCUAACCGGUAGACAAGUAUCACAGGCCAUGAAAGUAUUCAUUGUAUCACAGGCAGGCAAGAUGGCUGAUGUCACACUCCAGAGUUCAUGUCAGACAGAAGAUGAAAGUGUGAUAAAGGUAUCGUCGUCAUGCAGCUCGGUUUACAUAGAUGGGUCCGAAGUAAGAGGCUCAUCCAAUGCCUCAAUAUUGGUAAAAUAUGGAACAUAUUCCGGACUUGCGCGUUUCACCGUGUGGAUGCCUGAAUUUCCCUUAGAGGUAUCUGUCGCCGAUUUUCGAUUAUCUCAGAUCAAAGGUUGGAAAAUUCCGGAAGAUCAUAGCACUGCAAACGGGAAGCCAAAUCGACGUAAGAAACGAGCAUAUGGCAAUGGUGGUGCUUGGGGUCAUCAUAACGAUGAUUUCAACAAUGGCGUUUCGCCAGAAAGGGGCGUUUGUCGUGCAAGAUACCAACAAAGUCCGGUGGAAGUAUAUGCAAGGUUUGUAGCAGUGGAUCAAGAUUCAGGACGUGUCAGUUAUUUAAUUUCCCGCCGAACUGGUCUGCGAGUUACGGAUUUGGUUCAAUCGUUAUUGCGAGUUGCAGAUCCAAAAAUUGCCAGUUUAAGAGGACGAACACUUCAAGGGCGUGCUAUGGGCCGCACGGAUGUUCAGGUUCUCUCUCCUAUUAAUGGUAGAGUUAUAGGUGCUCGUGAAGUACGUGUGGGUAGUGACAAAGUGACUAUCACGCGUUUGACGGUAAAAGUGGUUUCCGGAUUGCAAUUAUCAAUAUCUGGCGAUGGUUCCAUCGAUAAUGGAUAUAUCGCUGAAACUUCAGUUACACGCAGGUUAACUGCACAGUAUCAGGAAGGUCUUCUUGACAUUGAACUAGAAUUUUCUGAUGGAUCCAGAACACCGCUCAGGGAUAUUUCGGUUGAUGAUUAUUUCCUCCUGGUUGAAAGUCUUGAUACGGAAGUAGUUGCCUUUGCACCAAUGCUUGCAUCGCAUCACCCGCGAGUGAUUGCAGUUGGAGAAGGAAACGGAGAGUUACUACGAGUUACCUUACUCCUAUCCGAGGAAUGCCGUAUUCGUCGUAAUAUGCCGGUUUCCAAACAGGGUAUGAAGACAUCUGUUGGCCCGUUGGUUAGUGCUCUUGCAUCGGUACAAGUUGAUUUCAGUGAAUCAGACACGAAUACCAGAUCCGAUACAUUACAGAACGAUGGUGCUGUGGGUCGAGAUCGUAACAAAAUGGGGAAAGAUUUAAAUGAUUUAGAAGACAUACUUAUUGGGAUUCCGCUGCAGGAUGAUAAUGGUCACGAAACCGCAGCUGUUGUGCAUUCUUCCAGGCAACAUCAUCGAGGAAGUGUAGGAGGUGGCAUUAUUAGCAGUAACAGUGGGAUGGUUGGAGUUUUCUCAUCAAACAAAAGUAUGGUCCAUGGCGAUGCAUCCACACUAGAGAUAGGCAUGUACAUUGUAUUGACUGCAUUUUGUUUGGCGAUUGUCGUGUUUGUGGUGUCGUGUGUCGUGUAUGCGUCGAAGUAUCGACCCGUUAUGAUUGAUGCAAAUGGGGAUGCUAGCGUACGCGAUGGUAUGGGACAUUCAACUGUGUUUGAUGUUGGAAAAGGUAACGAGUCGUGUGCUACCAAUGCGCACGAUUGGGUUUGGUUAGGCCGAGCAACUGUUGAUCGUUCUAACGCGGAUGGUUUAGAAAUGGGUGUAAAUCAAAAAGACUCACGGAUGCACAUUAUCAGUAAUCCAAUGAACUCGAAAUAUGAUGAUAUGAGCGAACACGUCGUUCAAAUUAAUAGUUUCGAUAAUCCAAAUCAUAUACAAUUGCCAUCAACUGUAGCUGUACCUUUUCAAAAUAAUCGAGCAGGAUUAGGAACAAACGAGAAAUCAGUUGCACCGAUUAAUUCCUGCACAUAUAAGACACGUGAUCGACACACUGCUACCAUAAACGAUGAGGCUUCUUUGCUUCCACAACGGAGUAUGGCAACAACGGUGGUAGAUCGUAUCGAAUACCGUCCACCAGUUCCACCACAUCGUAAUAUUGGUGUAACUGCUCAAGUUUCUAAUAAGCAAAUGCCAAUUGACACCGUUCCUCAGUUAAAAGCAUCGAAGCGUUAUCAUCAUCGCCCUCCCAGGAACAGCGGUGGAAUUGUGCUCAGCAAUGUGGGUAGCAGUUGCUCGAGAACAAAUCCUGCUUUUGAUAUACAGUUACAAAACGUUUCGGGAUUGCAACAGCGUAACAUAAAUCAUACUCAGCAGCAACUAAAUUUGGCGCUCUUCAACAACGGUAAUGCUAAUCAUGCUAAACAGUACGAAUCGGUGCAACCGAUGCCAACUAGAAGGACGAACAGAUCACCGCAUUCGUUUGAAAACAUGGGCUUCUCUGUCAUGUCACUAUCUAUUGCAGAAAACUUUCAAAACGGUGAAAAAAACCAGCAGCAGCAUCGACCACCAAAAGAAUUGCAUAUGGCUGAGCGCUUGGUAGAACAACCAAAUGAUCAACAGACGGCAUUUAAAUUUGACACUAUUAAUCAACAUCAAAAAUAUCAUCAACCAUUUGCAUGCCCUAAAUCAUCAAUACCAUCAGUUGAGACCACUAUGAAUCCCGGCGAUCGAAGGAGUGCAAUUUACAGUCAAAAACUCCAGCAGCAACGAACAAACGAACCCUUUGAAAAAACGCUCGAUGGUGUUUGCAAAGUUGGCAAACCACAACACAUCGAUGAGGAAGAUUGCCAAAAAAGUGUCUCUCUUUCCUCGGAUGACGAUGGCGGCUUUAUCCCAACAGUUGAGCAGACCUGUAGAAAAAAUAAUGUUAAUAUGGAAAAUACUACGCCAGCCUUUGUUGCGUCCAUGAUGGCAGCAACGAAAAAAGCGAACAAAAAACCGACAGUAGUAGGAAAUCCGAUGUUUUCAACUACACCAGAUAGUGAAUUGGGUCCGGGAGAAAGUCUUGGGUUAGAUGAUCUAGACAUGGAUUACGAACAAAUUAUGCAUUACUUCGAUAAUCUGAAGGAAUCGAACGCCUGAGUGCAGGAGAUCAUUGCAAAGAUUCGCGAAAUAUUAGCCACGUUUCAGCAGCAAUAUAGAAACGUGGCGAAAACACCGCUGUCCAGUCCAAGCUGUAUUCCCGGUAUGAAAGAUCCUAACUUUGAGCAGUUUUUUGAACAUUUAAGUGAAUCAUACGCUUAAAAAUGAUAAAGGCUAUUGUAGGUUUUACUGCACCAACACAACAUCUGCCUCAUAUCGCUGCAAAAGUAUAGCAAUGUUGUCAUUUAAAAAAAAACCGAAUGAUGUAAUUACAAAACGUCCGUACAAAGUGACCACAAUCAGCGAUUGUGACUUAUUGUUCUUAGACAUAUUUUUGAAACAUUUAUUUAUUAUUAGGUGCCAUAUCACCUAGCGAAGCUUAGUGUAAUAGCAUUUAUCUUCAUACAUACCAGUGCUUGAGCGUGCUAGAAGCGAAAAAAAUGAACAAUGUAUAUUUUUAUCAUAUUUGUAAUGAAUCUCAAUCCACAACGUAAUUUAAGCUACUGCGCAAUUGAGUUCCGCGUUAUAUUGUAGAGAUCUCAGGUUUUAGUUUUAGCUUUUUCCAAAUAUUAUUGCCCAUUAAAUCUAGGUGUGCUGCUGGAUACAUUUUCACUUGAGAAAUUUGAACAACACAUCAGUUUUUAUUACAUCUAUUACAAAAGGUAUAAUCAUUAGUGUGCUGCUAUGUUUGAUUUCGAUUUUUAUCUGACUUAAUUUCCCUAUAAGUAUAAUUUUACUCAAGGAGCGGAUCUACAAAUUUUGCGAAUUUGCAGUGAUCUAAAGAAAAAUCUAUCGAAUAUCUUAACAUCAUAAUAAUAUCGUCGAAGUCAAUAGAAUAAAUAUACAUAAAUAUAAUGGAUUAUUGCACCUGAUGUCAUGUGAGCUUACAAAGCGAAAUUCACGUAUUGAAUUGGAAAACGUAAAUCUAAUUAAAUAUAAUGCUACCUAGUACGACAUUCUAAACCUACUUCGAAUGUUGUACAUUUGCUGUAUUAAAAAAUACUAUACAAUUCUAAACUCAGCAUGACCAGGCUAGUUCAUGGUAAAGCAAUGCGUUAAGUACUGAAUGUGUAUGCUAUGGUCUUGUAAAAUAUAAUGCAUGAAAAUAUCAUACAGUUGUAUAAUGCAGUGAAAACCUAUUGUAAAAAAAACAGAACAAAUGUAACAUUAGCAUGACUACACGUCAAUCGAAUUGUUUAGAAUCUGUUUCACUAAAACAAUGCGUUUAUGUUAUCGAAAUAAAUUCACUGCCUGCGUUUUGUUCCGUAUUCCAUAAUGAGUACGAUGAUGUUCGUAAUGCAGCGGAAAUAGAAUUUUAUAGCCAUGAAUAUUUUGUUGAAGAAAGGCUAACAGAUUGUAUAUCGUACAAGACAUACAUUAUGACAUAUGUAUUCAACCAAGUGUGACAGUAAAAUAGAAAGUAGUAAAUGCAAAGAUAAAAUUAAACAAAAUAAUUACGAUUAUCUAUGCAUUAUGCAGCGAAAAUUUAGCUAAAUGAGUCAUUGACCAAAUUAAAUGUAUAUAAAGCUAUACAUAUAAAUGGCGCGGUAUGUAAACAAGCACACUUGCUUGUUUAUUAAUUUGAUACAUUUUGAUUGCAAACACAAGGUGCGAUUUGCAAGAAAUCACACAAAAUGGUUUGGAAGUAUUUUGAGUAGAUCUGCAAUAAAGAACUGCUUUUUGGAUGCUGCAUAUUUUGAACGUAUAAAAACAUUACGGCUGGGAGAGUUUCGGAAAAAUGCUCUUAUUACGAACGAAGUAAAGCAAACAACGGCAUGCUUAGUGGAUUGGUUUGGUUAUCGCUGGAAUUAACAUUCCGCAAAUUGUUAAUUAUUGCAACAACUAUUUUUAGUACUUAUACAUACAUACUUAUACUCACAAUCAAUGUACAAACAUUUUUGCUGUAAUAGUGAAUAUGUAAUGAUUAUACUGUGUACUGUAGAUACCUAAUAUAUUUUGCUAAUUUCGUUCAUUUAAUUGUAAAUGAUCAUUUGUACCAACAAAUAUCUCUUCCUACUGCAAAUUUGUGUUAUAUGUAAUUAUUCUGAUCAACAAUGAAUACAUAAAAAAUCGAAAAUUUCCCACAAAUUUACUCUAUGUAUAAUUAAAUUAUAGCUCUUAAGAAAACUCAUAAGAAAUAUCUUGUGCAAGAUAGUAAAACCUUUAUACCAAAAAUUAGCUUUACAACAUUUAUAAGCUGCCUGCAAAUGACUUACUGCGUGACGUUCUACACUUGCACAUGUACUCAGACCUAACCAGGUCAUACAUACCAACGACGAUAGUUUUGUUAAACUAAAUCACUAAACUACAGCUCGAUUCCCGCUAAUAUUUGUAACCUUUGCUUCUAAAAAAAUCCGUGCCAUAAAAAGGUGAUUCGCAAAAUAGUAUAACGGAAAGAGAUGCACGAUGCAGUGCAGAAUAAUCCCUGUUUUGAAAUUUGUAAUAGUCUCUCAGUUUUAUAAACAGGUUUAUCCCAUAUAAGAAGAAAAAAAAGUUUAGGAUAGCAGAGAAUAUUCUAACAUAGCUUUUUUUGGCACAUUAUUUUAUCACACAGCACAUUUGAUUGAUUUGUACAUCGAUUUUAAAUAAUCGGAGGAUUGCUUUUUUAAUCUGUUAAUCGACGCUUUUGCGAUAUGUGCAUGACGAAUCGAAUCAGCUAGUUUGUAACGAGUAAAACCUGCUUAUUGAGUACUAGUUACAGAUGGGUUACAGCUGUUUAUCAGUUUCGGUUUUGAAUAUCUCACGGAAUACGGAAAAUAUUCUCAAAAGUAUAAAAUAUAUUAAAUGGAAGUGACGAUUAUUAUUAUCACGGAAUAUAUACCAUUACAAUUUGCGCUUCCAUGGUGGAUUACCUGAAAGUUAGCAUUUGCUACGCCGAUGAGCGUCAUUCGUUAGCAGAACACAUCGUUUACCAAAAUGUUAAAGCGCUUGUUGUUGGUGCUUUUUUCUAUAGUGUUAAGCGAUAAUUUAUUACUUUUGUUCUCUUCACAAAAUGAAAGAAUUGCUAGAUAUUAGGUUUUAAUUUUGCUUUAAUGAGUUCGUCAUAUUUACCUACAUGCAACGUAAGGCAAGAAUCAGUUUUAUGUUUCAACUAAAUUAAGGUUCAAGUAAUGUAAACCCAUGAAAUAUAAAAAUGUCAAAGGUGAUGAUUGAUGAUUUUUCCACAACAAUGUGCUGUGUUGUGCAUGAGUAUAACGCUCAUGUACGGCCUAAAGUGCAGUAUAACCCAACACAAUGUAUACCCUGAUUAAAACAACAAAGCCAAUAUAUGAAGGAAUGGUUCAAUAGUAAACCAAAAUUAGAAAAUGAGUAAGAAAAUUGCUUCGCUUAAAAGAAAAUCAGUCUAAUGCAUGUACUCCUGCAAAUAAAUGGAUUAUGUAUUAAUUUGUUCAUCUACUAUUUUUACUCAAAAACUGCAAUGUUUAACACAUAUAAGGACAACAAAACUGUAUAAUACUUAAAAGAGCUUGAAUAUACACGUAAAUGCGCUAUACUUUUAACAUGCAAAAAAAAAACUCGAAAACAUAUAUUCUAAUUAUGUAAUACAUUUAUCAUCAAAUACCGAUCAUUUAAAAUUAUUGAAAAAACUAUCAAUUAAUUUAAAAAAACAUGGUAAUCUAUAAAUUUACCUAGAUUUUGACAUGUAACAACAAUAGGCAAUAAUAGAAAUGUUUAAGAAAAUUAUUUUGAAGUGGUAAUUUUCGUCAACCACAGAAAGCUUAUGUGAAUUUAUGUGUUAAUUUAUUAAUCAUUGGUAUGCAACAAUCUAAACCAAGAAGAACGUGUGGCCAUUAAUCGGCCAUAUGGAAAACAAACAUUAUAUAUUUAACAGAAGCAUUAAUGUAUGCAAAAAGUGUGCGGCAGCGCGCAUGAAAAUAGAAUGGAAAUGAAACAUAGACUAAAAAAAACAUUCUAAAGGAACAUAUGCGUGAACUACGUCAAGUAAGCUUAGUACUAAAUUGGAUGUACAUUUGUGUUUCUGAUAUUGCGUGAUGCCAUAAAAUGCUCAACUGUUAUAACCAAUACAAAUCACAUCCCAGAUGACAAAUACAUACUCAUACCUACUGCAAUAGAAAUACAAAAACAAACUUGAGUACACAUUGGAAUAAAACAAUAUGAAAGAUGGCAAGCGGUCAAUAUAAA
Anopheles funestus (African malaria mosquito) is the source of this 9641-nucleotide messenger RNA. RefSeq names its product transmembrane protein 132E (gene dtn). The transcript is spliced from 15 exons. The record is from RefSeq and is a predicted model, not a curated record. Lineage: Eukaryota; Metazoa; Arthropoda; Insecta; Diptera; Culicidae. The coding region runs from base 1074 to 5498 and encodes 1474 amino acids.